CUGUACAUGCCCUAUUUUUCCAAGAAUGAGCCCUGUUUCCAACAACAGCAUGUAACACUGAGGACGAAAAGUUGCACAACGUGGUUUUCUUUUAUUGUUUUUUGAUCGUCUCAUUGGUGUAUUGACCCUUAAAGGUCCAAUUUUGUAGAAAACUUCACUCCCGACUCGUCAGUUGAGACUCAAAAAGCAACUUUUCUUACAAACACGACCUAUAAUGUGUGACUACAGUUCACAAGCUUCCUUGUUAUUAAGAUAAAUUUCAUCUUUCCAUUUGAUGUUCUCCGGAAGUAUUUGGUGUCUACCCUUGGGCAGGGCACCACCUCAAACUCUGAUUAAUGAAUUAUUAUACAACAAUUAAACUCGGAUCAUUUGUUGACUAGACAGUAAAGAAAACAUCCAUUUCACCGGAAACAAGCAUGACCCUGUCUGGCCCUCCUUUCUCUCUGAGUGGGCGCGAAUUUGUUUUUUCACGAGGCCACAAACCCUAUGGUUUAGUGUGCAGAGCUAUAUUUCACUGAAGACAUGAGAGGGGGUGGAGGAUAUUCAGUGACUGAAUGAAACAACUGUGUGUGUGUGUGUGUGUGUGUGUGUGUGUGUGUGUGUGUGUGUGUGUGUGUGUGUGUGUGUGUUCAAUCAUUAUCGUGCCAGAGUGUGUUUGUUUUGAGCUCUAACUCCCCGGAAAAAAAAUAAAAAAUACACCUUGGCGUGUCGACAGCCGAGAGAGACACUCCGGAAGGAAGUGAUGCAAUCAUUUCAAUUAAGACGACUUAUAUACAGUCAUGCUGGGAGUUUCCUACAGCAUAUCCACACAUCGAACUCUUACAGCCUCAACUGCCAGCUUCCACCCGUUGCUCGGGAAUAGACUCCGGGUUCUCCUGUUUGCAUCUGCAGCCACUGAACGAAGACCACCGACAGAAGAUUUUUGUCACAUUGGCUCUGACACUAACGGACAAGAAGAAUGAAGAUUACCAUUACGUUAUGCCUGAUUGGAGCAAUUUUUGCCAACCCAAUUUCCCAUAAUGUGGUUUUGGAAUCAAGCGAGUUUGAUCCAAACACGACUGAAAGUAUGUCUGUUUCACAAUCAUCUGAAAAUGACACUUCAGAGAUUAAGAGCUCUGAAGAAACUUCCUCAAGCCAAAGUCAGAGUUCAGAGUCAGAAUCUGUAGAAACCACAUCAGAGGACACGACUUCCGAGGAGAGUGACAGUCAAUCAGUUGAGGAUGACGAGACGGACUCGUUGGCUGAAACGAGAGACGACAGCAUGGGCAGUGAGGAGAACGUCAGAAAGAGUUGGGUUCGAGUGUUUGCAAGUGUCAUCAAGGCCCUGAGUGCAGAGGACAACAGCAGCACAGAGGUCAACGGAGGUCAGUCGGACCAACUGCCCGAGAAGCAGCCCACUCAAACCUCCACCGCCUCCCAUGGUGACACGAAGCUUCAGCUGGUGGAUAAGCCCGCCGCCAGCAGCGACACCACGAGCGAGAGCGCGGACACCGGUGAAGUUACCGCCGUAACAGCUGCCGCCAGUGACAGCAGUGAGAGCAACAGCAGCGAGAGCAACGAGACCAGCGAGACCAGUGACAGCAGUGACACCAGCGAGAGCACCGAGGACAGCAAUGCCAGCGACAGCAUGGAACAACUCAGAACCCCGGGCUGUGUGAACGGAACUGAGAGCUGUGAAAGCGAAGAGUAUUUCUUCCAGGACAUAGGAGACGACGGCCAUCAUCACUCAGUGGACAAUCUGAUGGUGCCAGACGAGGAUGAAAGGGAGUUAUUUCUAAGGAGAUGAUGACCUGCUCUUGUGCAGCUCCACUAUGAACUACACCAACAUUAAAAUGACGUUCCUGAUGAGCUCAGGAUGACACUCUUGCCCAUCACUUCUGAAUGCUGAUUUGGGCAUUAUAAUGUUAUCUGCAGCUGAUUUUUUUUGUGUGUCUGUGUGUGUGUGUGUGUGUGUGUGUGUGUGUGU
This is a messenger RNA of Acanthopagrus latus (yellowfin seabream), 1966 nucleotides long. It is a transcript of the gene scpp1, whose product is annotated as secretory calcium-binding phosphoprotein 1. NCBI's taxonomy places the organism in Eukaryota, Metazoa, Chordata, Actinopteri, Spariformes, Sparidae. The transcript has 9 exons. The record is from RefSeq and is a predicted model, not a curated record. Bases 959 to 1786 code for a protein of 275 amino acids.